UCAUCUGGUUAUCAAAUAUAUAUUACCAUGCAAACUCGUGGUUAUGAUACAGGCAAAGGAUUUAUGUUGAAAUAUAAACAAGGAUGUUCCAUUGAAUUUGUUGCUAGCCAAGGAGAAAUUUCUACUCCUGGUUUCAUCAACUCAAAAUAUCCAAACAACGUCAAAUGUGAUUACAUCAUAAAAGAAACAAAUGGUCAACCAAUGACCUUAUCAUUUGAUGAGUUUACAACUAAAGCUGAAGACACGUUAAAGGUAUAUAGAGGAAUGAAUGAAUCUGGAAUUUUAGUAGACACAUUCAAAGGUGAUGUUGUACCAAGUAACAUCUUGGCAGCAAAUGGCAUGUUAUUUUUGAAAUUUGAAGCUGAUGGAACUGGAACCGAGAAGGGUUUUCGCGCCACCUUUUCAGUCGAUUGUCCUGCACCAGAUUUUAAUGAAAAUACCAUUACUGACCCUAUCAACCCAUCUAACAGCCCAGAUAGUCGUAUAAUGGUUUCCUGUAAAACUGGCUACCAUUUCGCAGCAGAAGAAUUUCGUGAUACAGCUGUAACAGAUAGAUUUGUCAGUAAAACAUCAGUAACUAUGGUUUGCAGUAAAGGUGGAAAAUGGAGCACUCUCAGAAUCCCAAUGUGUGAACCUCUGUACUGUGGUCAAGCACCAUCAAUUAGCAGUGGUUAUAUCUCCAGUGCCACUGGAGCUACUGUAGGUCAUAAUGUCACCUAUGCCUGCUAUAAUGGUUAUAAUUUUGCUAACCCGAACACAGCCACGAUUUCAUGUAAAGUAGAUGGAACAUGGGAAUCGGCACCAAUUUGUCAAGGAGCAACAUGUCCUUCAUUGCCAUCAACAUCAAAUUUUGUGCAGAGAAGUCAAACCGGUACAAAUAGCAAUAAUUUUGGAGCUAUCUACACAUAUGGGUGCCUUGAUGGAUAUGAUUUGAUUGGAUCACCAAUUAUAUUUUGUCAGUCUAAUGGAACUUGGACACAUGGACAACCUACCUGCAGAUGUAAGUUUUAAAAACUGAAUACAUUCGGAAACCAUCGGUCCUAAUUUAACAUGUUCUGCUCUAUUUGUACCACUCUGUAAAAGUAUGGGGGUUGGAUG
Messenger RNA from Patella vulgata (common limpet), 1098 nucleotides. RefSeq names its product CUB and sushi domain-containing protein 1. The record is from RefSeq and is a predicted model, not a curated record. NCBI's taxonomy places the organism in Eukaryota, Metazoa, Mollusca, Gastropoda, Patellidae. The transcript is spliced from 6 exons. The coding region runs from base 28 to 1011 and encodes 327 amino acids.